This is a messenger RNA of Paramuricea clavata, 965 nucleotides long. The record is from the annotation of a GenBank genome assembly. Lineage: Eukaryota; Metazoa; Cnidaria; Anthozoa; Malacalcyonacea; Plexauridae.
AUGAGGGUUAAAAAAAACAAACCAAUCAUAUUCGGCAAUUGUAAAGAAGUUUUGGCGACAGUUAUAAUGUUUUACUUUGCCGCAAAUCUCGUUUUCGGAGCGGAAGAGAACGAGACUGAAUUUUGCAGAAGAGGAUGGUCUGAAUUCGUGAACGACAGAAAGAAAUGGGCAAGUAAAUGUUUAAAUGAAGAUAAUGGGAGGGCAUCAUUGUGUUGUAACGUGACAGCUGGCUAUCUUGAACACCGAUAUGCAGACUAUAUAAAGUGGUGUCCAAUUGUGGGUAAGUUCUUUGACGUAGAUCAGGCAAAAAAUGAAAUAAAUUAUAUCUAUAUAGACUGGAUAUUACACGGCGGCGCGACGAUAUGAAUUUUAUCUUCGAGUGGUGAAAAAAAGUUUACGAAUUGAGUGCAACGAAUGAGUAAAAUAUUGUUUUUACCACGAGAAGAUAAAAUUCAUAUCUUGAAGCCACCGUGUAGUGUUCUUUUUAUUAUAUAGUCACUUUCACAAAGCUCGCCAUUUUUACUGCGAAAUGACAACUUGUAAACACAAUGCAAUUGCUGGCAAAUGAUCACGUGGUCGAAACAUCUCUGGUUUUUGUUUUGUAGCCGAUAAAACACUCCUUCGCGUGUUUCAAAUAGUACUUAAAAUUCUUCAAUUUUCUUUCAUUAGAAGGCAGAUGCGCAUGUCAUUAUUAUACAGAGCGAGAAGUUAGUCGCAUUGUGUUCGAUAAUAAAUCAAUCCAACUGUCGUGGAGCAAGCCUAACUUCACUUGCCCACAUAAAUAUCUGCUUAAUCGUCAAAAGGUUGAACCAGACAUAAAGUCGCCACGCAAUUUCUCCAUUGGUCGACAUGAAAUCAAGAAUAUUUUUGAACUGUAUGGAGGCAUAAAAGUAAUAUGUACCAUUGUCUUGAAUGUUCGAUUAUGUCGUAAGUAUUGUCUCUAUAUAUCUGAUUGUAUGUAUUAG